Zootoca vivipara (common lizard) is the source of this 10871-nucleotide messenger RNA. The record is from RefSeq and is a predicted model, not a curated record. Lineage: Eukaryota; Metazoa; Chordata; Lepidosauria; Squamata; Lacertidae.
UGUAGUUCCAAAACAUCUGGAGAGCCAAGGUUGCCUAUGCCUGGUUUAGAAGGUCUAGGUCAGGCACCCCCAAACUUCGGCCCUCCAGAUGUUUUGGACUACAACUCCUAUCUUCCCCAACCACUGGUCCUGUUGGCUAGGGAUCAUGGGAGUUGUAGGCCAAAACAUUUGGAGGGCCGCAGUUUGGGGAUGCCUGGUCUAGGUACUGGACAAUGUGAUAGCUCAUCUCCUUUCAGGAACAGGUAGGCAUGGCCAUAUUCAACAGGCAUUUCGGCACUUUGCUCAAUCUUGGGCUGCUAGCACCUAUGCAAAGUGCUGGAUUUGACCUUUAAAAUCCUACAUACAGUGAAUACUUUAUCAGUGUCUGCUGUUUUCUGGAGAAGUUAUGCUCAGACGCUUAUGAUCAUAGACGUUUGAUGAGCGGUGGGAUGGAGUACAGCCUUUUGAAUAGUGGUGCAUAAACUUCAGAAUAGAGACAACCAACUUUGCAUCCUCCAGAUGUUGUUGAUUGGACUCCAACUCUCAUGAGCCAUGGUUGACUUGUCCAGUGUUCAGUGACGAUGGAAGAUGUAGUCCCAACAACAUUUGGAGGGUACCACUUUGGCUCUAGAACAUUAUUCCCAAAGAAGCACAACUCCAGAUGGGUGGGUUUUGCAGGUGUAUUCUGCAACAUGUCAUGAUGCAAUAAUAGUGGUGGAUUUAUAGUGAACCAUCCAUAUAUCAGGGACCCAGGUGGCGCUGUGGUUAAACCACUGAGCCUAGGGCUUGCUGAUCAGAAGGUCGGCGGUUAGAAUCCCUGUGACGGGGUGAGCUCCCGUUGCUUGGUCCCAGCUCCUGCCAACCUAGCAGUUCGAAAGCACGUCAAAAUGCAAGUAGAUAAAUAGGAACCGCUACAGCGGGAAGGUAAACAGCGUUUCCAUGUGCUGCUCUGGUUUGCCAGAAGCGGCUUUGUCAUGCUGGCCACAUGACCUGGAAGCUAUACGCCGGCUCCAUCGGCCAAUAAUGCGAGAUGAGCGCGCAACCCCAGAGUCGGUCACGACUGGACCUAAUGGUUUGGGGUCCCUUUACCUUUACCUAUCCAUAUAUCAUCCCUCUUUUAGGGCCGGACAAUAUAUCAAUAUAUUGUCUUAUAUCGAUAUCAAGAGCAAAUAAUGAUAACCAUUUAAAAAAAUUAUAUUGUGAAUCGUGUGUGUCCUUGUGUGCGAUAGUCAAAAAGCAUGAUACAGUGGUACUUCGGUUUAAGAACAGCCCUAUUUACGAACUAUUCGUGUCCCAGUUUGUGAACUUUACAUAGCUCUAAGAACGGAAGCCGAAUGGUAGAAGGGCACCGGCAGUGGGAGGCCUCAUUAGGGAAACCAUGCCUUGGUUUAAGAACAGUUUCGGUUUAAGAAUGGACUUCUGGAACGGAUUAAGUCGUAAACUGAGGUACCACUGUAUUGUGAAAAUUGGGAAGCCGACGCUUCUUCCUGCCCUGUGCAGCCGUUGCCAUUGCUAACUCUGCCUCAGUUGCUCUUCUGUGCCUUCUGUAGCAGCAGCAGCAGCAGCAGAUUGACGCAAAAUUCGCUCUUUGAGAAAUCGUGUGUGCACUGCAGGGUAGCUCUCUGCCUUAGAUCUCUGUCUCCCCUGCCUGCCUCCUCAGCGGCAGGUAAAAAUCGUCCUUGGAGAUAUUGUGUGCAUGCGCAUGCAUGCAGCCUAACUCCGCCUGAGCGCUCUUGUCUCCCGAGCAGGUGGAGCUGGACAGUCUGCAAGCAGGAAAUUCCCUCCACCAGAGAUGCCAGGCUCUUGCUGAAAGGCAGGCACCAGGCUGGCAUGGAGAGUGCAAUCACAUUGUGGCAGUUCCUGUUGCAGUUGCUUCUCGAUCAGAAACAUGAGCACCUAAUUUGUUGGACAUCUAAUGAUGGUGAAUUUAAGCUACUUAAGGCAGAGGAAGUGGCUAAGCUGUGGGGACUCAGAAAAAACAAAACUAACAUGAAUUAUGACAAACUGAGCAGAGCGCUGAGAUACUACUAUGACAAGAACAUCAUCAAGAAGGUGAUUGGGCAGAAGUUUGUGUACAAGUUUGUGUCAUUCCCUGACAUUUUAAAGAUGGAUCCUCAUGCUGUGGAAAUCAGCAGGGAGAGCCUUUUGCUGCAGGACAGCGACUGCAAGAUACCUCUUGAAGGUAGAGAGCAACACAAGCAUGGCUUGGCGGCCCUGAAAGGCGCAAGCCGUAAUGAAUAUAUCCAUUCGGGGUUGUACUCCUCUUUCACCAUCAACUCCCUGCAAAACCAGCCAGAAACUCUCAAGCAGAUCAAAACAGAGAAGCUGGAGGAGAAACUGGAGAGCCCCACCCCUCUGGAAGAAGUCCGAACUGUUAUAAGAUUUGUGACAAACAAAUCAGACAAGCAAGUCAUGAGGCCCAUAGUGUCCCUGCCAUCAACAUCCGAGGCAGCAGCCGCUUCUGCUUUUUUAGCAUCCUCUGUCUCUGCAAAAAUAUCCUCUUUAAUGUUGCCCAAUGUUGCCAGCAUCUCGUCGGCUUCGCCAUCUUCCUCCCGGUCACCGUCUCUGUCUCCGAACUCACCCCUCCCUUCAGAACACAGAAGCAUCUUUUUGGAGUCCAGUUGCCAGGAUUCUGAUUCCCUCGAGCCACUGAACCUGUCGUCAGGAUCCAAGACAAAAUCUCCUUCUCUUCCCCCAAAGGCUAAGAAACCCAAAGGUUUGGAGAUCUCGGCACCUCCAAUGGUUCUUUCAAGCACUGACCUCGGCUCUAUUGCCCUCAACAGCCCAGCACUCCCCUCAGGAUCCCUGACUCCUGCUUUCUUCACUGCCCAGACCCCAAAUGGAUUGCUGUUGACCCCGAGUCCACUGCUUUCUAGCAUCCACUUCUGGAGCAGCCUCAGCCCUGUCGCUCCUUUGAGUCCUGCCAGGCUGCAAGGACCAAACACCCUGUUCCAGUUUCCAACUCUGCUCAAUGGUCACAUCCCAGUGCCAAUUCCCAGCUUGGAUGGGACUUCUUCUCCAGUUCUUCUGUCUCCAAAUGCUCAUAAAUCCUGAUGUCUCAGCAAAUUAAAGGACUCACUCACAAACUGGAUUUUACACAGCCAUUCUGAUGGGUUUCAUUUUUCUGGUGACACUGGGAGGACAUCAUGAAACCCUCUUUUACUAUGGUUUGCACUUUUCAUUACAUGAAUGAUCUACUUGUAUGAUGUUUAUUUAGCAUUUUUAAACAGUGUUUUUUUUAUCAGAAUCUGUUGUGCAUUAAAAUGAGUUACAAUUUUUUUAUAUAUCCUUGCUCUCCAAGUGUUGAACACUGUUAAUGAAGUACUUUUCUUAAUAGAUUUCAAGACAAUUAUCUAAAGGAUGUGAAACUUUUUAAUCCUGUAUUUCUGCAUAUUAUGCACCAUGCUUGUAUAAACUAUAACCGGCUGUGCCUUCUUUUGCAUAAUGUUAUAUAAAUGAUUUAUAUAUUUUCCAGUAUUAAGGUAAAGAUUGAAAAGGAACCAAGUAUUGAGCAGCCCCUUCCCCAUACUAGUAUUUCAGUAUUACCCUUGCGGUAGGCCAUAUGGUGCAGUGUAUUCAUGUAAUUUUGAAUUAAGUGCUUUCCAGUUAUAUAAAGAAUCCUCCUAUUUCCUUGCUGAACUGUGGGGCCAUAAUAAAUAUUUUGGCCAGUAAGUGUGUUUAAGAAUAGGACACUAUUUAGAUAUAGGUGCUUCAAUUCUUCUCUGUGAUAAGAGGAACAUGGCCUUAAAUAUUUACAAUGUAUUUUAGGGACAUUCUUAAAUUAAGAAGAUAUAACCUUGCUCAGUGCCACUCAUUUUCAUGUAUUCAUUGAUUGAAGAAACUUUAACCUGAUCUUCAUUUUCCUGACCAUACUCAAGGUAUUGUACCUCCCAAGUUAAUUUUUCCAGUACUUUGAAGCCAGUGGCUCCCAUUUCACAUGGCCAAAGGCUUUAAAAAACUAGGCAGUUUUUGACAAUUUUAAGAAGAGUUUCUAGCCCUCAUGAUAACUUUUUUUAUUUUUAAAAAAGGCGGUGAGUGAGUGAGACAUAACAAUACAAAGUGUAAUGUGUUCAGUAACAGGCUAGUAUAGAAAAAAUACUACUGAACGUUGUGAUUUAAUAACACCAAGGUGUUUGUUCUCCUCAGAAAGCUAAAAUACUUAAGAUGGAGAAAUAGAGCUCGUGUCACUUUCUAGAAUAUCAUGACAAUAGUUUCCUGAAGAUGACAUACAACGCAAAAGCAGAAUUAAAUAAGUCUGGGUGGCAUUGUAUAAAAAGAGCAUUGUGUCCAGGAGCUGUAUUCUGGAAGUAUCUCAUGCAUGCAUAUUUUAUGAACAUGUUAACUAUAUCUAAACACUGAAAAUAUUUAGAUUAAAUGAAACAUCCCAACCUAUGUCAUGUUCCCAAAGUUCAUUUGAGAAUUUAUACAAACUCCAGUUCUACUCUACAUAAAGCCUACUUUAAUAAGUCAAUCUAACUUGAAAAGUGCUGGUUCCAUGAUUGAGAAAGAGCUAGACACUCCGGCAGAAAUAAUAAACUGUUGGUCUUCCAGGUUAUGAAACUGAAGCCUGUGUGUGCUUUUAAAUAAAAAAUAUGAAUAAGGAAUACUGUACUAUAGCUGGUUCCCACUGCACUUUAUAUCCUCAGGAUUGUACUGCAGUGAGGUAUAUCAUUUAUUCUUUUUGGAACAGCAUUUGCUAUCUGAAGAGAGAGCCACUAAUCCUGCCCUCUCCAUGUUUUCACGGUAUUGUAUACACUCCUCUACAUCUUAUAGCAAUCCUCUUCCACCUCUGCAAGAGGCAUCAUUUCCAACUGCCAAAGCUAUCAAGCUCUCUAAAUGGAAAGCAUAUCACUGCUGAAUAUACUCUCACACACUAAAUUAUAUUUGCCGUUUAUAGUGGGAUUUGGAUAGCACAUUUUAACACACUGAUCUUCCAUAGGGUCUUACAUUGCUGUCUUCCUGGUGCUUCUACAAUUAUGUUCCAUGUUUUAUGUUCCACAAUUAUGUUCCACAAAAUUUCAAUAUUGUGGUUUCCAGUCUACCAUUUGUUGCAAGCAAUCAAAACAGCUAUUAACGACCUCUGUCUUCCAGCUUUAUAACAUAAGGCAUCUUGUAGGUAUAGUGUAUGCUUAAAUUCUGGAGGAGGAUGGAGAUUGAUAAAAGAACUCCCCAAAUCCUGAUGUUUUAAUGAUUAAAGACAAAGCAUAAUCUGUACAACAGGGUUGGCCCUCCAGUUGCUGCUAAACUCCAUUAUCCUUGACCGCUGGCCAUGAUGGCUGGGACUGAUGGGAAUUGGAGUCCAGCCACAAGUGGCAGGUCACAGGUUCUCUAUCCUGGCUUUACACUUUUCUGUGUUUGGUUAUAUAAAGCAAGCAUCCACAAACUUCGGCCCUCCAGAUGUUUUGGACUACAAUUCCCAUCUUCCCCAACCACUGGUCCUGUUGGCUAGGGAUCAUGGGAGUUGUAGGCCAAAACAUCUGGAGGGCCGCAGUUUGGGGAUGCCUGAUAAAAAGCAAGAACUAUCCCACAUCUCAGCAAUUUUAACAGGGGAAGAAUAAGACAAAAUUAUUUCUUUUUUCCAGAGCAUUCUAACAUACCAACUGUGAGACCGGUGAUUUCCGACUAAGAAGGUAUAAGGGGAAAAAGCAAACACAGACCAACCACUCUGUGCUAGUUCUCUCUCUCUCUCUGGUGGCAGGACCAAAUAUAAGUGUGCUGACAGUGCAAGACUUCAUUCUUCCACUUUUUCAUCAAAUGCAGGCUAGGUACUUUAGUGAAGUCCCUUCCAGGUCAAAUGUACCAAGAUUUAAUGAAAUCACCUGCCCUGUCUUUUCUAGCUAUUCUUAAGCAGCAUUAUGAUGUCAAAAGAUUUUCCUUGUAGAAAAGUUAUAACUGAAGCAGCCUUCCGUUUGAUUUUCAUAAGAACUGGGAUCUCACUCUUCCUCUGCAAACAGCCAUGGUGCUCUUACUACUUGAUGUGAUCCGCUCUGUAUCCCUCUUUAGCCAUUACCUGCAUGAAAGGAGGAAGUGAGUAGAGAGGGGGCAUGCUUUUACUCUCUCCCUAACUCUUGCCCUGCUAGCAUUGGUUACUCUUAAGUUUAGAUGCAAUUGUUUCAGAGGCUUUUCUACUCAUGAAAGCUCACUCUUUGAUUUAGACUCUUAGAAGAGUUCUUAAGUUGCAAGGGGAGCUUCUACAAGUAAAAAAAGAAGAAGUAAGAAUGGACCUGCAAUCCCUUUGUAUUCACUCCCCUGAACUGAAGAGGGCUUAUGAGUUUUGUAAAGACCAGAAAAUGUACAUUAAAUAAUAAAGUGCAUACCCAAACCAACUUUAAUUCUAAUCUCAUUUCCUUAGAUACAAGUCAGUAGAAGUCAUGCUACUAAGCUUACUGCUCUUUCUAAAUGUCUAGUGUAUUUCCAAAAGCCUCGAAAUGCCGCACUUAAUUUUGUGUCUCUGCUAAGGCCCAUGCUGUUUAACUACCAUGUGCUGAAAAGAAUUGGGUUUCUCUAGAAAAGGAGUUUGUCCUACAAUGAAACAAGAGUGUGAAGUCUCAUUGGAUGAUGGAAUAUUUAUCAACUAACUUAUUAGCAGCCCUAUUUACUUUUUACACCUUCAUUGGGGAAACCCCCCCCCCAAACAAAAGAUGUAAUAAGAUAUCAGAAUUUUGCAUGGUUUGUGGCAAUAUGCUGCAGCAGAAGAACAAGAGCAGAUCAGCAGCUCCGCUUAACACACCAACAAAUUAUUUCUGCAGCUAUGCUGCCAUUUUGUGCAGCAAAACACAUAAAAGUGAAUGGCACACCUACCUCUUCAAAUGUUUAAGGAUACAGGUGUGCCUAUGUGCUUGCUGUGUAAAACACCAAAGUACACUGUGCACUCAUGUUUUCUGCAGAAAGUGCGGAGCUCUCAUUGUCUGGGCUGGAUAGAAGUAUGGAGGGAGACACAAGAACAGCCACAAGAGGAUGCGGUUUUGCAUUAAUGUGUCAAAGUGGAUGUCAUUUAAUAACAUUCAUUGCUGGCGCUCCAUUAAGGUUGUUUGUUUGUUGUUGUUGUUGUUUAGUCGUGUCCGACUCUUCGUGACCCCAUGGACCAGAGCACGCCAGGCACUCCUGUCUUCCACUGCCUCCCACAGUUUGGUCAAACUCAUGUUCGUAGCUUCGAGAACACUGCCCAACCAUCUCAUCCUCUGUCGUCCCCUUCUCCUAGUGCCCUCAAUCUUUCCCAACAUCAGGGUCUUUUCCAAGGAUUCUUCUCUUCUCAUGAGGUGGCCAAAGUAUUGGAGCCUCAGCUUCAGGAUCUGUCCUUCCAGUGAGCACUCAGGGCUGAUUUCCUUAAGAAUGGAUAGGUUUGAUCUUCUUGCAGUCCAUGGGACUCUCAAGAGUCUCCUCCAGCACCAUAAUUCAAAAGUAUCAAUUCUUCGGCGAUCAGCCUUCUUUAUGGUCCAGCUCUCACUUCCAUACAUCACUACUGGGAAAACCAUAGCUUUAACUAUACGGACCUUUAACUAUACGGACCCUCCAUUAAGGUAAAAAUGUGUCUUUCUCCCUUCUCUUGGGGAUAAUGUACAUCGUUCAGAAUCAUGCAAGCUAAGUAAAGCUGUGAAAGUAAGUUGUAUAUAACUCUUUUCCCACUCACAUUAUGCAAGGGCUUUGCCCCUCUGAGUGAAGUUGUUCGCCAUAACCUUUAAAUGUGCUCCAUAAUUCAAGUUCUUUUAUACAAGUUAACACAUACUGUGGUCCAGAGAAGGUCAAGCACAUGAGAAAACUCUUUGCAAUUACAAGUUGCAUUUCUGAAGAUCUCCUUUAGUGGCUGGUAUGAUGGACUGAGCAACGUAAAAACAGCCUAAAAUAUACAUUUAGCUAUCCUCCUUUCCCAACACAAAUGUCCUCUACACUUCAGAAGUCCUUUGAUUAUUUUAAUACACUCUUUACAUUUGUAAACAUUGGAAUAUCUACUUAACCUACCUCACAGGGCUGUUGUGAGGAUCAGUAAUAUUUGUACAAUUCUUUAGGAAAAAAAUAAAAGAUUACAUAUGCAGCAAGUAGCAUUAUUAAGCAUAAAGCAGAACACAGUAAAUAUAUGAGAAACCCUGGAUUGUUACAUACAAUGUAAUGAGCAAUUGAAACAUACUAUUUGAUUCCUCCCCCCCUCCUUUUAUGUGUAACAAUAAUUCUCUCAAUCCCCUCUCUGCUGGCUGUGAGGAUUUUUGUUUUGGAACCUUCUCUAUCUCAUACCUGCAUUUUAACUAUUGAACGUACAAUUACAUUUCCGGUACUUUAUACUAAAAAAUUCCUCCCGCAUUCUUUCCACCUGUUCACCAUCCAUUAAUGAGAAAAGAAAAUGUAUUUGAAAAAUUAGCCAAGUGAAGAGAGAUUUUUGGUGAAAUUCCCAUGAGCAGGGGGCAGGCUUUUUGUGACUCUUACCUUACCUCUGAGGUGGCGAAGCGCAGGGGAAGCCAUCAUGAGGUAACUGCUUCGAUGGGGCCUUUUCAGAUCAGAAAGCGUAGGUAGCCAGGGAAGGUACAGAGUGCUGGAGAAUUGUUUACUGGAAAGAAAUAUAUACACCCACAGCCUCCUCAGAAAGAAAAGAUCAGUCAAAAACCUGACACUGACUGAAAUUCUAAAGUGCUCUGAGAAUGAGGCAGAAAAACGGAAGCCUCUUUUAACAGAGCAAGAAAACUUUUGAGAAACUGGAGGGCAGAUUUUUCAGCACAGCACUACUUUAUGUACAAUAAUUAAUGAAAAACUUUGUCAAAACAGAAGCAUCAGAUUCUUUAAAACUAAAUUGUAACCAGACCCUUUGAGAUGACAUGCAUACUAGUAUCAACAGGAGCAACAGCAUUUUCCUGAAAAACAAAGGGCAGCUCCUGAGGUAAAAUGGACAUUCAAGAGUCUCGGCUUUCAUUAUAAGAACUGUUGACCCCUGAAGACUGACAAGUCCAAGUAUAAAAUGCAAGCAGCUCAAUAAGAAACAAUAGGAAGGGAAACAGAAGUCUAAAAGUUUGUUUUUCAGCUCAUUUCGUAUAAAAGUGUAUCUCACUAUUUCAAGUUUCUCAAGUACACAGAAUGCAAAUUGGCAUCCAAUGUAUUAAAAAAAAUUGACACAUACCUGUAGAUUGCAAGCAAAUAAAAUAGGUAGGUUAGACUUAUCUCAUGGUGUAUUUAUUUUCAAAUUAUUUGCCUUUGCUGAAACUGACCCACUUUUUAUUUUACUCCUGAGGUAGAUUUUACCCUUGGUAACCAGAGACUGAACCAUUUUGCAUUGUUUGGUAUGAAACACAGAAUCACAGAAUUGUAGAGUAGGAAGGGACAUCUAGUCCAACCCCUGCAAUGCAGGAAUCUUUUGUUCAUCAGACACACGACCCUGAGCUAUCCCAGCAACUUAAUGUUAAAUUGGAAUCUACUGUUACUUUUAUUACUGACAUAAAGUAACCAACACAUAACCAGAUACAUUGAAUUCACCAUGCUUUGUACAAAGCCAGUUCAUGCCUUGGAUUUAGAAACAGUGAACACAACAGAAGAGUAUGGCCUGGAUCAGACAACAUGUUCCUGGUUUAAUAAACAAUUGUUUAUUAAAAAAUUUUCUGCAGCCUGCAUUGCCUUGCUUACUGUUGCCCAUUCCACCCUCCACUUGCAUGUCCAGCUUAACACAAUAAUUCCUGUUUUUUCAAGCCACAGUUUGCUGAGCCAAGGUGUCUGAGUGCUCUGGUCUGAGUGCUCCCAACAAACCAGGAUUGGACACAGUACUUUUCUAAUCCAACAAAACAUGGCACGAACCAGACCUAGGAUUCCUUCAAGGAGGGAUCAGAAUGCAAUAAUGCAUGUUUGCCAGGCGUCUGUCCAGAACAUCAAGUCCUUUCUACAUCUCAUCUACAUGAACAAACUCGUUUACGCACAGACUUCACUGAAUCAAUUUAGUAGAACGCUUGUCAUAAAACAUUCAAACACAAUUGGGGAUUUUCCAUAUAAUAUUUAUACUUUCAAAAGUACAAUAUUAAUACAGGUCCAUCAGUUAGAAAUAACAGCAUUUUGUUAGCUCUACAGGGCUUCUUUAACGUAAAACCAGCUUACAAAUGCUGAAAAGCAGCAGUGGUCCAAUAGUCACCAUUACACAUGAAUUUGUCAUCUCUUCCAGAAAAUUAAAAAAAAAUGUUCCCAAAUUCAAUUUACUAGUAUCAUGAAAUAUUAAUAAAACAUCCCCAAACAUGCCACAAUCACUAUUCACAAAUAAAGUUAAAGGAACAUACAAAAUAUUUUUUUCACUUAAUACUGUUAAAUAACAAUAAUAAACUACAAGAUUUCCUGAACAGAAAUGGUAGGACCCCUGAAUGUUUUACAGUGAACUUCAGGAAAAAAAAUUAAGUUAUCUAUGACUAUUUUCAUGAUAUACCAGCCAAAGAUUUACAUAACCAUUUCAAAAUAUACUAAUAAAGAUUUACAGCCUCUUGAAGAUGCACUAAACGAAUAGGUCCAGAAAGGGGAACACAAAUGUUUAAAAAUACUGUUACUAUCACCAGGAGGUAUUUAUGAUACUCACUGAGAUGCAUAAGCUUAGUAGUAACAUGUUGACUAGCUCCAAAAAAAACAGAUAACAUCUAAGAUUUUUAAAACCCUCUAAGUUCUCAUGCUUUAAAAAGUGAUGGACUUCUCUAGUAUGGACUUGCAUUUUUCCAGUGGAUUUCCAGAAAAUAUGUUGACACAAAACAGCCAUGAAAGCAUGGGGUAGGGGGUUGGGACGCCCGGCUCCCAUCAUUUUGUUUUUAGUCAUUCAAUAAACAUCAAGAAUAAUACCAAAUUUCAAUCUGUAUGCCAAUCCUCACUAAUAGACAUGGAACCUGAUAGCAUGUAACAAAAGGAACUGUUUCCCCCCCACUUCUUCGGAUCAACGUCUGUACUAA